CAAUCAUUGACAUGUCAUCAAAUGUCAUUAAUGUGGCAAAUUUUUCGUUUUUGUGAGAAAAGUUUUAAGGAAAAUUAAUUUCUAAAGUCUUUUCUGCUGGAAAAUGGAAUACGAUAAUGAGAAAGUAUUAAAAUUAAUUUACCCCGAAGGUGUUCCAGCGAACCUGGAAAAUGAUGAGCUGUUGCAGUAUUUGUCCAAGUUGGGAUCUUACAAAUCUGACCAGCUGCGAAAGGAAGUAAAUCGUUUGGUGGAAGAAAAUAAAACUGUUGUCGAACAGACACAGGAUCUGGCUAUUAGCAAUUAUAAAACAUUCAUUUUAACAUCUGAAUGCUCUCGAGAGAUAUUCCGGGAGUUCAGAGAGACUGAGCACAAACUGGAUGGCCUUAUUGAGAAAUUACCCAAAUUCUUCAAUGUUUGCGAGGAGUUUGUUAAAAAGUCCGAUGACAUCAAUACAUCCAGACAGCUGAAUAUAGUAACAAUGAAACGACAUUCGGAUUUGAUUGAUAUCCUUAAGCUUCCACAACUAAUGGACACGUGCAUUAGGGUGGGAAAAUAUGAGGAUGCACUUGAAUUGGCUUCAUAUGUUCAGAGAAUGGGUGUAAAACAUAGUAAUAUACCACUCAUUAAGUCCAUUGCCACAGCAAUUGAAGAUUCAUGGCAUACGAUGCUUAGUCAGUUGCUGGCACAACUGCGUACAGAUAUGCAGCUUCCGAAAUGUCUUCAAGUUAUUGGAUAUCUCAGGCGUAUGCAGGCUUUUUCAACAUCGGAACUAAAACUUAAAUUUCUUCAAGCUCGAGAUAGUUGGUUUACAGGAAUAUUGGCCAGCAUCCCACAAAAUGAUCCCCAACAGCAUCUCACAAAGACAAUUGAGCUAACACGAAUCCAUUUGUUUAAUAUCAUCACGCAAUACCGUGCAAUUUUCACUGAAGAUGAUGAUCUAUUUACUGGAAAUGACAGCAGGGACAGCAGUAAAAUUUUUCACGGCUGGCUUCAUGAAAAAAUCGAAGCAUUUCUAUUGACACUGGAAGAUGAUUUAUUACGCGGAGUGAACUCUGUGGAUACAGUACUAGGACAGUGCAUGUACUUUGGGUUGUCUUUCAGCAGAGUUGGUGCUGAUUUUCGAGGCCUAUUGGCACCAAUAUUUGUUCGUACCAUUGGUCAACAUUUCCAGAAUUCCGUGGGAAUUGUAACACGGCAAUAUGAGCAAGAUAUCGAGAGCUAUACAUUGAUAAAUAAGAUAUCAACUGGACUUAAUCGCGGGAAGAGUACAUCACUGGAUACUCUCUCGCCACCGGAUUCACUUCUGGAUUUCCAUCCACUUGCCACGUACUGCAAUGGACUACUUGGAGCAUUCAAUGAGCUGAGACUAUGUGCUCCCCUUGGUGUGGCUGAUACUGUGGCAAAGACUAUCCAAUCAUCCAUGGAACGCGUCUCUAAAGCCAUUUUUAUUUUCUACCGCCAAGAGCAACAGGCUUUCUCAGAAGCUGAACGAGACAAUUUUAUCAGGUUGUGCUCCUGCCUCGCAUAUGACCUCAUUCCCUACAUCCAGAAGUGCAUCCACUGUCUCUUUCCACCCCACACCGUAGCACAGCACUUGGGUAUAAAUGUACAAAUGCUGCAGAAGGCUUCACUGACCUAUCUUGUCCCAAGCGACAUCCUCAAGCCAUUGCACCAUUUACUCCCAAACCGUGUGGAUGCAAUCAUCAUGCAAUCUGGAAUGGAGAGUGUUGCUGUGAAUUAGUCAAUGGAAUCAAUAUUGUAAAGUGAUUAAUUUUUACGGUUCAAUAAUUUUAGGAAAUGUGGGAGUUUCUUCAGCAUCGUGAUAGGGGAGAAGCGGGUGGGCAGUAAGUAAUAAUGCCUGAGAUUGGACUAAAAAUGAAAGUAAUAUAUUAGCGCCAGAA
Molecule: messenger RNA, 1901 nt
Organism: Lutzomyia longipalpis
Lineage: Eukaryota; Metazoa; Arthropoda; Insecta; Diptera; Psychodidae
Gene: Cog8
Product: conserved oligomeric Golgi complex subunit 8
Exons: 3
Coding region: 104-1741 (545 amino acids)
Biological process (GO): intra-Golgi vesicle-mediated transport
Cellular component (GO): COG complex
Source: RefSeq, a predicted model, not a curated record